CCGAAGGGGGGCUUUCCAACUGAGACAUCAACAGCCAGAAGAAUGAGCGGCGGCUCCAUUUUGCUAUGUUCCCAUCUCGAUUUUAAAAAACAUUUUACUUUAAUAUUGUUUUUACGAUGUCAGCUACCGAUACAAUACUCUAGCUGCCUAUUUUAAAAACGGAGUUCGGUCGUUUUCAUUGUAAGCGGUUACAUUGUGGUGUUCGCCUUCAUGAACGUGCCAUUCACCGAAGCUCCAUUUAUAACAUUGUAGCUACUGAAAAACGACGUUGCAUUUGUCAACGUUACAGAUCUGAUUCAUGUCAUGUCAGCAGGGCGGAAUGCGGACGUGCGGGAGCUGCAGAUCCCCCUCCAGCAUCGCUCUCCCUCCCUGGCUGCUCUCUCUCUGGCCCAGCGCCCCUGGCCCAGCGACCCCGAGGCAGGCUUCUUACCCCAGCACGGGGGCUUCUGGGACCACUUCAUAGCCACCCCAGAGCCCAAAUACUGCUGUGAGGCCUGCAGGCUAGUGCUCUGCAACCCCAGGCAGACAGAGUGUGGACACCGCUUCUGUGAAACCUGCAUCUCCGAGCAGCUAAGCAAACCAAAUCCAGUAUGUCCAGCAGAUAUGGAGCCUUUGUUCAAAGACAAGAUCUUCCGUGAUGUGUGCUGCCAUAGAGAGAUCAUGGCUCUGAGAGUGUACUGCAGGAGUGAGAAGAAUGGCUGUAAGGAGCAGAUGAGUCUACAUCAGGUCAUGGAUCAUUUGAAUGUGUGUCCGUAUUUUGAGGUGCCAUGCCCUUUAGGAAAGUGCAAAGAGAAGAUGAUGCGCAAAGACAUUCCUGAGCACUUGAGUUGGAAAUGUAAACACAGAGAGACCACCUGUGAAUUCUGCAUGCACAAGAUGGCCAUGACUGAAUUACAGAAACACAAAGAAACCGUUUGUCCUUCAUGUCCGGUGGCCUGCCCCAAUCAUUGUACUUUUCCCUCCAUACGGAGGAGCGAGCUGACAAGUCAUCAACAUGUGUGCCCCAAGGCUCAUGUCACCUGCUCCUUUAUCCGCUUUGGAUGCAAUUUCAUGGGUCUCAACCAAGACAUGAGGGAUCAUGAAUCAAGCUUUGCCUCUGAACACCUGCGGCUGAUGGCAACCAGGAACACUACGCUGGAGGCCAAGAUGGAGGAUGUUAAAGGAGAGCUUCUGGAGCGGUACAAGGUUCUGCCUGGCCUAAGCAGCCGUCUGUCUGAAACAGAGUCUCAGUACGAGGAGAUGAGGGAGAAUAACAGACAGCUGGAGCAGAAGCUCACUACCAUGCAGAACUUGAUGAGUUCCCACUCUGAGAAGCUUUUGGAGAUGGAGCUGGAGCUGAGGUCUCUGAGGACCAUCCGAGAGGAGGUGGAAACACUACGAGGCACCGUGGAGAGCAUUCGUUCCAGGGUUGCAACGCUAGAGGGAGGAAGGGGCGGGGCCAUCCCAGCCACACACACACUAGGUUCUUUAGAGACACAGCUCUCCCGUCAGGACGACAUGCUGAGUGUCCACGAGAUCCGCUUGGCCGACAUGGACCUGCGCUUCCAGGUCCUAGAGACGGCCUCCUUCAAUGGGACGCUCAUCUGGAAGAUCCGUGACUACAAGCGGCGGAAACAAGAAGCCGUGGCGUCAAAGACCCUGUCUCUCUACAGCCAGCCUUUCUACACUGGAUACUUUGGCUACAAGAUGUGUGCCCGGGUCUACCUGAACGGAGACGGCAUGGGGAAAGGAACCCACCUGUCUCUGUUCUUUGUUGUGAUGCGUGGCGAGUACGAUGCCCUGCUGCUAUGGCCCUUUAAGCAGAAGGUGACUCUGAUGCUGAUGGACCAGGGCCCAGCCAGGAAGCACCUAGGGGAUGCCUUCAAACCAGACCCCAACAGCAGCAGCUUCAGACGACCCACGGCAGAGAUGAACAUAGCCUCGGGCUGCCCGCUGUUCGUGGCCCAAACUGUGCUGGAGAACGGUACUUACAUCAAGGAUGAUACCAUCUUCAUUAAGGUCACAGUGGACACAUCUGACCUCCCUGACCCUUGACCCCUGGUCUGUAGAGAACAGCAGAUGUAUCUGGAUCAGAGUGCCCUUAUGUGAGAGAGAUUGCAAAAGAUGGGAUGGAGAGAGCAGAAAGAAGGAUGGAGAACAAGAAAAGAAGUUAGAAUAAGAGUAAGGUUUCUUUGCAGAUCUCAAGGUGCAGCCUAAGCCUGCAGAAAGAGCUGGGUGGACCUCAGAGCAGUUGCCUUUGGUGCCUGUGUUGCUCACCAGAUAGGUGAGAGAAGGACAUUGUUAUUUUUCAACCAGGCUGAAUGUUAAAAAGUCUAAGGAAUGCCUAUAUUACUCACAGCAGGGAGAGGUAUAAAUGGCAAUGGAUAGUGGAUCAUUCUAACCCAAGUUAUCAGGAUGCAACCAUCAUUAAACUACAUGGACCCAGUAUGUAUGUAUGUAUGUAUGUGUGUAUGUGUAUGUAUGUAUAGCAAUCUACCAGAACUAAAAAUCAUAUAGAAUGGAGAUAGUGAAUAUAUUUCAGUAGACAUGAAUAAUUUCUGCCUUGAAGAACAUGGGACAGUGCAUCAUCCAACACAAGUCGAGGUGUGGAGAUAGUUGUCCCGUGCCCAACUAUCUUCUGUAAUAGCAAAUAUCUCUGAGAACUCAUUACUUGACGUUGAUGAAACAUGUCUACAUUAAAGGCAGAAGAUACAAUCCCACAUGACAUGUUGAAUAAGGAGAUGCAAUGCAAUAUGUGGUUGUGUAUGUUGUUUGCAUUGCUGGUGAAGUUUGGUUGUAUUAUUGCAUUGUUAAAGUACAUAAUGUAAUGUACAGUAUGUAUGUUUCUAGUCUUGUGAUUGUGUUGGAGAAAGUUGUUGAUUGACAAGCUUUUAUUAACAGGUGUUGUGUGAGCAGUAGGGUGUGUCUUGUGUGCAGGCUCGUAUUUCAGAUUUGGUUUUAGUAGACCUGGUCUGCAUCUGAAAUGUCAUUCUGCUACCUAUAUUGUGCACUACUGUUGGCCAGAGCUGUACAAAAGUAGUGCACUAUAUAGGGAUUUGGGUGCCAUUUCAGACACAGACAAAGAUGGCACAAAGGAAUGGAUACACACCGGUACAGCAAUGCCACUGUCUCGCGGAGUUAAGAAUAAGACUAGCCUUUCAUUUUGAAGAUCUAUAAAGAUCUGUAAAUUACUUCUAUACUGCUUUUUGUAACUUACACAUUGUUUUGUAAUGUUCAGAACAGAUGCUGUGCAUCAUAUUUUUUUUGUAACAGUUGGGAAAACAAAAUGCCUCAUUAAAACUCCAACCAUGUUGAUUGAGCUGAGACAAAGUGACAGUGACUUGUUUUCAUGAUGGUUGAUGGAGAAUGUUAUUUGCACAAGUUAUGUUUGAAUGUGUAUUAAUAAAAUUGUUCAACAAAACUUGAA
Molecule: messenger RNA, 3406 nt
Organism: Oncorhynchus nerka (sockeye salmon)
Lineage: Eukaryota; Metazoa; Chordata; Actinopteri; Salmoniformes; Salmonidae
Product: TNF receptor-associated factor 3-like
Exons: 11
Coding region: 304-2034 (576 amino acids)
Biological process (GO): regulation of apoptotic process; regulation of cytokine production; innate immune response
Molecular function (GO): tumor necrosis factor receptor binding; zinc ion binding
Source: RefSeq, a predicted model, not a curated record